AUGGCCGGAGAUACUGAAAUAAACAAGUUUGUGAUUACUACUUUGGUUAGAGUAGUAAUGGCGCUAUUAAGUGCUGAAAGAUGCAAUGGAGCUGAUACUUGCAGGGCUUCCGGUCAGAUCGCUGCUCCGAUGUUGAGGGAUGAUGAAUCAACGAAAGUUGCUUGGGUUUAUACCCUGAGUUCAGGUUCAUGGAAAACCGUAUCUUUCACUCUUCCUACCCUGACUGGUUCUUCGGAACCUCAGAUUUUUGUGAAUGGUUUUAUGUAUUGGCUGGCUGGACGCGAGGAUGAAUUCAAACUUAUAGAUAUUCCUGAUGAGCGCCAACUUGUUCACAGAAAGCUUAUGGUUUUGAGAGGAUCACUUGCGAUGAUGGUCACCGUUGAGGAUUGUACUAAGGAUAUUGAGAUAUGGAUGCUCGUGAAUGAAAAUAGUUCAUACUCUUGGACUAAGAAGUUCAAUUUAGAACCUUUCUCCGGAAAAACAAUGCUGUUGGGAAUGUUGAACGAUCAUAAGCUUCUCGUCGUUGUUUUAAAAACUCAUCUUUGUGGUCUCAGACAAGUCUACUCUUAUGAUCUGGUUACCAAAAUGAUGGAAUAUUUUCAUGUACCAAAGGAACAAGAUUUAGCAUCGUAUGCGGCAGUGCUUGGGUUCUAUUUUGAGAGCUUGGAACUUGAAGACGGAUAUGGCCGGAGAUACUGA
Solanum tuberosum (potato) is the source of this 699-nucleotide messenger RNA. RefSeq lists its product as uncharacterized. Lineage: Eukaryota; Viridiplantae; Streptophyta; Magnoliopsida; Solanales; Solanaceae. The record is from RefSeq and is a predicted model, not a curated record. The transcript has 4 exons. Bases 1 to 699 code for a protein of 232 amino acids.